This is a messenger RNA of Anopheles merus, 3750 nucleotides long. RefSeq lists its product as uncharacterized. Gene Ontology annotation, cellular component: extracellular region. NCBI's taxonomy places the organism in Eukaryota, Metazoa, Arthropoda, Insecta, Diptera, Culicidae. The transcript is spliced from 3 exons. The record is from RefSeq and is a predicted model, not a curated record. Bases 458 to 835 code for a protein of 125 amino acids. Gene Ontology annotation, molecular function: ion channel inhibitor activity.
CGGCAGUGACGGUGGCCCAUCAUUUCGCUCUCGGAAACGGUGGCUCUCGGAAGUGGCUGCUGCUGUUGUGUGAGCUGCUGCCGUACAGAAUAGCGAACGCGUCUACUAAAACGGCGAGCUUUUUAUUCCCGAAGGCAGAGGUUGGCAGAGCUGCUGGAGAGUGAUUGAAAGGGUGUCAUAUCUUCCCACCUGUUGUAAAGCGCGGCUAAUAAGCUGUUAGCAAACGCAGCCCAAAUCGAUCGUGUCUGGUACGUGUCGAGUGUGUGUGUUUUGGUGAAGUUUUGAAUUAACGGUUCAAACACAGGAGAAUCUUAGUGUGCCGUGGCAAACUAGUUGCGGGCGCUUUUGAAGCAAAGGAAAGGAACAGUGCGCACACCCGACCGGGUGCGUGGGUUUACGUGAUACGUGAUCGUGGUGUGCUAAGCGACGGUGAAGCAGCGGCAGUGGCCAAAGCAAGAUGAAUAAGUGUACGGUGGGAAGACUGUUGAUCUGCUUACUGAUUGCGUUCAUUGCCGGAGCGCACGGUGCCAGCAACUAUCUGUACGAGUCCGAGGAGCGGUACCCAGUGCCCGCCUCAAACCUGCUCGAAGAUGACGUCGAGGAUAGCGAUCGAGCGAGUCUCACGGACGAUGGGGUGCUAGAAAACUAUUUGCAAGGAGGAGGUGCUUCGAAACGAUCAUCCCUGAUCCAGGUAUACCGAAGGGGGUGCAUCCCAAGAGGUGGCAACUGCGAUCAUCGGUCCAACGACUGCUGCCACAACAGCUCCUGCCGAUGCAACCUUUGGGGCUCCAACUGUCGCUGUCAACGCAUGGGCCUGUUCCAGAAAUGGGGAUGAGCGCUGAACGAGCUAGACCACUAAGAUCCUUCCAUUUUUUUUAAAUUUUCUUCCCAAUCACUUCCCGAUCCUCAUUUCACAUUUGAAACAGUAGUCAAAUCUUUUUGAAGAAACUGUAUUUCCUAUCUUACAUUGACGAUUCUGUUCAAUUCAGUAGACACUUAUUAUUUAUCCUCCCAGUAUCGAUGAUUGGUUUUUGUAUUGGCUUCAGUUAUAUAAUUUCAAUAUUUGCUCCUAAACGGAUACCGAUAUCAGAACCAUAGCAAACGAUUUAUCGGAAAAAAACGCGCAAUUCUAUCACGACACGGAACAGAGACAAUGGGAGAGAAAAAGAAAAACACGAACAGGAACAUCUGAUCACGGAACAUGGCAAAAACUAACAUUUACCGACGCAUUGUAUGAAAAAAACGCGUAUUGCAAACCACACAAAUUACUUCCUAGCUGCUCUGAUGGUGAAAUUAAGGAUUUUAUAUAAAGAAGCAAAACCAAAUACAUUUAUAUAUAUACAAACCCCCUAUACACACAUAUAUUAUAUAUAUACACACGUACACAUAAAGCAUCCCUAAAGCAUACGUUUUACGAUUCCACACACACACAGUGCUAGCUCCUCUGCUAGCACACUCCCAUACACACGCACCUGAUGGCGUGUGUGUAUGUGUGUGUGUGUGUGCGUGUGCAUGUACACGGGUGUGCGUGUGCAUGUACACUCCGAAGUGGCUCCUUGGGCGGUGGCAAAUACGUUCCAUUGCGCCGCUCCAUACGAAUGAAGUGUCCAACUGGUUCAACUGGUUCAAGAACAAACCCUGCAGCAACCCUGCAGCAAACACCCGCAUAAACCCUUCGUUUCUUCGUUGUCUGUCCUUCAUACUUCCAAACGCACUUCACAGACAGAUGGUCGGACUGACUCUGGUGGUGUGACUGCGGUGACUGGCGAGAUCGGGGAUGACGAAACUAACUACACAUUACAGUUACUGUUUUAGGAUUAGGUUGGGUGGACAAGGUGUUACAUGAAAAAUCACCAGGCAGGGUAACUGCCGUUGCCGUUGCUGUUAAUCAUGAUAAAGAUAAACGUUUUUAAUAAGAGAAAACAAACCCCCUCCCUUAAACAAGCUCUCAAAAGCUUCUCGAUGUGUGUGAGUGUCCAAAGAUAAUAGAAUUAAAUGAGAAAAGCGAUUCCUAUCUUGAUUCAGUUAAUUUUCAUUCCAUAGUAAAUCGCUUGGCGAAAAACGUAUUGUUUGUGUACUUCCACUGAAAACGCCAUCAUUUGAAUCAGAACGUUUCUUUUAAAGAUCUCCAAACAUCACUUGCAAAAGAAGCUUUCCAUUGUUGUAAAUCUUUGCGUCAAUAAGAGAAAGAGAUGGGUGGCAAAAAGACUUUAAGAAAACGAUCCAAUUAGAUACAGUGCACAAAAUGACAAGAUCAAUUGUACAAGUUUUUCUGUCCAGGGAGAGGAGAAGAUGCCGAGAAAGGUUGCACUAGCAAAUAUGCACAGUCGCGCAGGGUACGGACACAGCACUAGAUUGGGAUGGGGGCAGAAACUAGCCCUAUGAUGUAAAACAAAUGCCGUAGUAAAUUUUCGCCCCCAUUAGAAAUAGAUGCAAGGGCACAUGCCGAAAUGAUGGAAGCUUUUCAAAGUUGCAUAUAAAAAUACGCAUACAUAUUUAACGCCAUUAUCUAUGUGCAGUAUAAUUGUACAACCACCCAUGCGUGGUACGAACACUUUGGAGCUACUUAAUGUGGUCUUCUGCGAGCGUCCUAGUGCCCAGCCACACACAAUAACACAACAGCAGAGGUUAGGCGCACACGCUAGGCGACAGAUUCAGAGAACGGUCGAGCAGUUCGAGGAAGAUUGAGCCGCAAACUCCAUCAAAGUACGCUCUGGGUUUGGAUGCAAAGGUUGCGCAAGAAGCGAACGCCUGCGCAACCGCCCAUACCAAACUGCUCGAAACACCUUCUUGGCAGCUAAUCAGCUCGAAUGGUGUGAACAAAAAAAAAAAAAAAAGGCUCACCAAAAAGGUUUACCGCAAUCGUUGUCUGUGGUGUGGUAAAGUGUGUUUUUAUGCUCCAAAAACGGACAGACGGCAUAAGUCCGACCGGUGUGUAGUGGGACGUUCGUGCAAGCCUGCUUAUUGCUGUGUCUCUGCCACAUGCACCACCGGUCAACCGGUGCACACACACACGAUGGCGAGAGGUGGACCGUUUCCCAGCCUUUCAAACAAACGAUAGUAAAAUUCAUCUCUCUCCACCGUUUGGAGGAUACGGCGAUUGCAAUCGAUUUGCGCGGUAGCUUAAAAUCCCCACCACCAGGGGGAGCAACACUCUUCCCAGCUGUGGCAUGCCCUUUGCGUGUGGAACCUUUUGCGUGUAAGCCUUUUCUUUAUUGAUACCAAAGUUUGCAUUUUUUAUUCAAUCGGUAAGCAUCUAGAAAACUAGCAGUUAUUGUAUUGUAGUUGCUGGACGAAUUGUAAUUAUUCCCACCUCCAUACUUCUCAUCCCCCAUAUACAUACAUACAUACAUACAUAUAUGUAUAGAUCGGAACGAUCCAACUAGUGUCAUUGAAGUCCUUGCCGUAUUUAAACAAAAGAUUAAGAACUCUGAUUAAGCUUCACGAGACUUUACAGCACGCAAGCUCUGUAACGAGUGUGUCCUGAUGAUGAGGAUGUGUGAGUCUUUUUGUUUGAAAAUCUUACGUUAACGGUCCGUUAUUUUUCGAUGCCCAUUCCGCACUGGCUGGGCAGCGGUGCGUCGUGCGCCCAAAGCAAAGAAUCGUUUGGGAAGAGAUCAGGAGCAUGAUGAAACAAAAAACGAUAAAUAAAAGAAGGAUAAAACACACUGUAAAGAGAGAAGGGAAUAGUACAAGGGGAUAGCGAGGGAGGAGGAGGAGAGAGAGAGAGAGAGAGAGAGUAUGAUGUGG